AAAGCGGCGGUGAGGGUUCCAGGGGUUACAGUUCCUUUUGCCAGAGCAACGAGGAGUAUCCCCCACACACAUCCACCAUGAAGGUCGCCGUUUUCGUCCUGGCCGUUGUCGCCUCCGCCUCCGCCGGCCUCAUCCCCGCCACCACCCUGCUGCGCGCGCCCCAGCACGACAGCGCCGUCAUCCAGAGCGAGCGUCUGGGCGGCAACUUCGCCUACUCCUCCGUGGAGGGCCACGCCUACCAGGCCGUGAGCCCCGUGGUGCAGCACGUGCAGACCCCCGUGGCCGUCAGCUACCACGCCACCCCCGUCAACGUGCCCGUCGUCCAGCAGGAGCAGAUCGCCUACAAGGCUGCCCCCGUUGUCCACACCGUCGCCGCCGCCGCCCCGGUGGUCCAGACCUACGCCGCUGCCGCCCCCGUGGUCCACUCUGCGUACUCCGCCCCCGUGGUCCACUCUGCCUACUCCGCCCCCGUGGUGCACUCCGCCUACUCCGCCUACUCUUCCCCCGUGCUCCACUCUGCCUACUCCACCUACGGCGGCGCGUACGCUCCCUCCGUGGUCGCACUCAGGAAGUGAGCGCACCUCCCAUCAUCCACCCCCCGCAACACUCCUCCGAACCCAUGGCGCCUCUCGGUGCCAUAGGUAGUCGCUCUGAGGGUCGAGUGCUACUUUACCUUCGGUAGUAGCGGCCUAUGCUGUCAAUAAACCUUCCUACCCCACUACAAA
This is a messenger RNA of Frankliniella occidentalis (western flower thrips), 725 nucleotides long. Its product is annotated as cuticle protein LPCP-23-like. NCBI's taxonomy places the organism in Eukaryota, Metazoa, Arthropoda, Insecta, Thysanoptera, Thripidae. The record is from RefSeq and is a predicted model, not a curated record. The transcript is spliced from 2 exons. The coding region runs from base 78 to 575 and encodes 165 amino acids.